AUGGCUUCCACAACUCAGAUUAAUCUGCGACCCAGACCCGCCCAUACUUCUGGGCCGACUUAUCUAUCGUAUACUCCAGAUGGCUCAAAAUUGGUCACAGUCGGUUCAAAUAACACAACUCGAGUAUACAAGACUGGAUCCGAUGGAGAACCUACAAAUAUUGAUGAUUGCCAAGAGCAGAAUAUGGGAGUUGAUUCUACAAAUGACUUUUUCGUCGCUGGUUCCGAAGAUGGAACUGUUAGCAAAUAUUCUUUCGAUACGAUGUCAUUCGACAAAUUCCUUAUGCGCUGUUCAUUACCAGUUCGAGACGUUGCGAUAUCACCAAAUGGUAGAUGGUGUGCUGUUGCCAGUGAUGAACUCACCGUCAAAAUCGUAGACACAAACGAUGUAAACCAUAUGAUGUACCUCAGAGAUCAGCAGAAGCCUGCGAAGCACUUAUCCUUCGACCCAAGCAACAAAUUCAUAACUUUAUCAUGUACGGAUGGUAUGAUAUACGUAUAUUCGUUGUUGGACGAGGAACCCGAACUUGUGAGAACAAUUGAUGGAAUGAUCAGAGCUGUAGAGACGGAUGAUGAGAUUAGCUCGAAAGUCGUGUGGCACCCGGAUGGUAGAGCAUUCGCUGCACCAACUGCCACAAGAGAUAUCCAAGUCAUGUCCCGCAGUGAUUGGGAGAAACAGCGUGUCUUUGCAAAUGGUCAUACCGGGGAUAUUACAGCAUUGGCGUGGUCGCCAAACGGAGCGAUGCUUGCAUCGGCUGGGAAGGAUAGGAAGAUCUUGCUUUGGGAGACCAAAACACAAAAGAUCAUUGCUACUUACGACCAUGCAAAUGUCAUGGAUUUGGCCUGGCACCCUACCGAUAAUUUGCUUUCUUUCACUAAUUCGGAUGGAGAAGUUUAUAUUUUUCAGAAUUUUGUACCUAGUGAGCAUGCUCACCUGGUUAGAUUGGGACGGCAACCAGCUCCUUUUGUGCAUGACCCGUUGUCGGAAAUCUCAAAUAAUGCACGACGACCGACCACAAAUGGCACAAAAGAUAUGCCAGUCCGAGGAGUUCGGCGUGGCUCUCCUGACAGUUUGGAUGAUAUACUUGGAUCAUCAAUAAUGGGAGAUGAAGAUAACUUUGUCAUUGAUGAUGAUGGCGCUGGCUACGCCCUCGGAUUGAAUGGCAAUGGCAAGAGACCUGCGGAUGAUGUGGAUCCUUACGGGGUCUCCAGGAGUAAGAGGCAAGCACAAUCAUGGGAGCCACAAUAUCACGAAUCCUUUCAGCCAGGUAGCACACCCUGGCGAGGAGACCGGAAGUAUCUUUGUCUCAAUCUGAUUGGAUUUGUGUGGACGAUUGACCAGGGUGAUUAUCACCAAAUCACGGCAGAAUUCUAUGAUCGCGAAACCUACCGCGAUUUUCGCUUCACAGAUCAUUUACUAUAUGAUAAAGCCUGUCUCAACGAAGAUGGCUCUCUUUAUUCCUGUCCUUCCGGCAACCGUCACCCAGCAACAAUCUUAUAUCGUCCUCAUGAAUCCUGGACAAGCGGUACAAAUCGUGUAGAAUGGCACACUGAGUUACCUAAAGGCGAGGAGGUAAGUGCCAUUGCACUCAGUGAGUCUUUCGUCACAGUGACUACUACCGCAAAUUAUGUUCGUAUAUACACACUCUUCGGAAUACCGUUCAGGGUAUACAGACAGAAAAGUAGUCCCAUUGUUACUUGCGCGAGUUGGAGGGAUUACGUCCUCACCCUAGGAAAUGGUCCAGUGGGUGCGGAUGGUAAUACAAAAUUGCUGUAUACCAUACAAAACAUUAAAAGAGAUGAAAUUUGCCAAAACGAGGAUGUAGUAGCUUUACCAGAUGGCGAAACAGUCAAAAGCGUCUUCUUUUCAGAUAACGGGGACCCAUGCAUUUACGACUCUACUGGGACACUCCUCACCCUUGUUCAUUGGCGUGAGCCAUCCCAGGCAAGUUGGGUUCCUCUUCUCGAUACUAAACUUCUCUCUCGUCUUGCGAGCGGGCGGAAAACAGAAACAUAUUUUCCCGUGGCGGUGUCAGACAAUAAAUUCCACUGCAUCAUCUUGAAAGGCGGUGACAAAUACCCUUACUUUCCUCGUCCUCUGCUCACCGAAUUUGAUUUUCAAAUCCCUAUUUCCUCACCGUCAAAACCUGAUAGUGGAGACGAUGGUAACGAGACGGGUGGAGAUGAAAUGAAGAAAUUGGAAGGAGAAUUUGCCCUCAAGAGUAUUCUUUCAAUACUCAAGUCGGAUCUUGUCAAGUCUACUGCAAGCACAGAAGGUGAACGACAGGAAUUGUUAACGAUGGAUGUCGAGAUCGAUAAGACUUUGUUGAGGAUGAUGAUGGCAGAAUGUAUUGAAGGAGAGGAAAGAGGUAUGAGGGCAUUGGAGAUGGUGCAAUUAAUGAAAGAUAGGACAGGAAAAUUUAUCGAGGCAGCAGGUCAAAUAGCCGAUAAUUCAAUGCAAAACGAUACGUCCGAGUCAAGAAUGAUAGAGAGACAUGGUGCUUGGGACAUCGAGCAACGAACUCCUGAGCUUCCAAGUUGA
Messenger RNA from Sclerotinia sclerotiorum 1980 UF-70, 2541 nucleotides. RefSeq lists its product as hypothetical. Lineage: Eukaryota; Fungi; Ascomycota; Leotiomycetes; Helotiales; Sclerotiniaceae. The transcript has 5 exons. The record is from RefSeq and is a predicted model, not a curated record. Gene Ontology annotation, biological process: DNA-templated DNA replication; DNA repair; mitotic cell cycle. Gene Ontology annotation, cellular component: nuclear replication fork. Gene Ontology annotation, molecular function: chromatin binding; protein binding. The coding region runs from base 1 to 2541 and encodes 846 amino acids.